Molecule: messenger RNA, 2328 nt
Organism: Durio zibethinus
Lineage: Eukaryota; Viridiplantae; Streptophyta; Magnoliopsida; Malvales; Malvaceae
Product: NADP-dependent malic enzyme
Biological process (GO): malate metabolic process; pyruvate metabolic process
Cellular component (GO): chloroplast
Molecular function (GO): NAD binding; malate dehydrogenase (decarboxylating) (NADP+) activity
Source: RefSeq, a predicted model, not a curated record
ACUUCUCUAUCUGUCUUCCAAAAAAAAAAAAAAUCUUAUGUUCAUGAACGAGUUACUAUUUGUGUCCACAUGGGGUCUUACUGUUUUGAAAACAGUUCACUGUUUUCAAGUUCUAGGUGCAUGACAAUGACGUUGAUUAUUUUAAAGUCUUCAACUUGACUUUUGAUUAAUGCUAAAAUUGAAGUGGCACACUGAAAACAGCUAACCCAUGUGUUUUUUUAAAGUUCUGGGGAUUGAUUAUUUAUCUGUAAUAUAUCCAGUUGGAUGUCUCAGACUCACAGAAAAAAUAGUAGUAAUAGUAUCAGCUGAAUCAAUAUAGAGGAAAGGAUGGAGAGCACCAUGAAGGAGAUGAGAGGCGGGGAAUCUGUGCUUGACAUGGACCCCAAAUCUACCGUUGGUGGCGGUGUUGAGGAUGUCUAUGGUGAGGAUUGUGCCACUGAGGACCAGCUUCUCACCCCCUGGACUUACUCUGUAGCCAGUGGAUAUUCAUUGUUGAGGGAUCCACACCAUAACAAAGGGCUUGCAUUCACUGAGACAGAGAGGGAUUCUCACUACUUGCGUGGUUUACUGCCUCCUACUGUUGUCACUCAACAGCUUCAGGAGAAAAAAUUGAUGGCCAGUAUCCGGAAAUAUCAAGUUCCACUGCAAAAGUAUAUGGCCAUGAUGGAACUUCAGGAAAGGAAUGAAAGACUGUUUUACAAGCUUCUAAUUGAUAAUGUUGAGGAGUUGCUCCCAGUUGUCUAUACUCCAACUGUAGGUGAAGCUUGCCAGAAGUAUGGAAGCAUCUUCAGGCGUCCUCAGGGUCUCUACAUAAGCUUGAAAGAGAAGGGAAAAGUUCUUGAUGUCUUGAAGAACUGGCCUGAAAGGAGUAUUCAAGUUAUUGUUGUAACUGAUGGUGAGCGUAUUUUGGGGCUUGGGGAUCUUGGUUGUCAGGGGAUGGGAAUUCCAGUUGGAAAAUUGUCUUUAUACACAGCACUUGGAGGGGUUCGUCCUUCUGCGUGUUUGCCUGUGACCGUCGAUGUGGGCACAAAUAAUGAGGCAUUGUUGAAGGAUGAGUUCUACAUCGGACUUAAACAAAGAAGGGCAACUGGGCAGGAAUACGCUGACUUGUUACACGAGUUCAUGACUGCUGUCAAGCAGAACUAUGGGGAAAAAGUUCUUAUACAGUUUGAAGACUUUGCAAAUCAUAAUGCUUUUACAUUGCUUGCAAAAUAUGGCACAACGCACCUUGUCUUCAAUGAUGAUAUACAGGGGACAGCAUCUGUUGUUCUUGCUGGGGUCGUUGCAGCAUUGAAGUUGAUUGGUGGUACUCUAGCUGACCACAGAUUCUUGUUCCUUGGUGCUGGAGAAGCUGGGACUGGUAUAGCAGAGCUUAUAGCUCUUGAGAUGUCAAAGCAGACAAAAGCUCCCUUGGAAGAGACCCGUAAGAAGAUCUGGCUUGUGGACUCAAAGGGACUGAUUGUUAGUUCUCGUAAAGACUCACUUCAACACUUCAAGAAACCAUGGGCACAUGAACAUGAACCUGUUAAGAAUCUAUUAGGUGCUGUCCAGGCAAUCAAGCCAACAGUUUUGAUUGGAUCAUCUGGAGUGGGAAGAACUUUUACAAAGGAAAUAAUUGAAACCGUGGCCUCCUUCAAUGAGAAACCUCUUAUUAUGGCUCUCUCCAAUCCAACCUCACAAUCAGAGUGCACAGCCGAAGAAGCUUAUACUUGGAGUCAGGGCCGUGCAAUUUUUGCUAGUGGUAGUCCAUUUGAUCCCUUUGAAUACAAUGGCAAACUUUUUGUUCCUGGCCAGGCCAAUAAUGCUUACAUUUUCCCAGGAUUUGGUUUGGGUCUGGUCAUCUCUGGAGCAAUUCGUGUUCAUGAUGACAUGCUUCUGGCAGCCUCGGAAGCCUUGGCUAAGCAAGUGUCUGAGGAAAACUAUGACAAGGGGCUCAUCUACCCACCUUUCUCUAAUAUAAGGAAAAUUUCAGCUAACAUAGCUGCUAACGUGGCUGCUAAGGCAUAUGAACUUGGUGUGGCAACACGUCUCCCUCGUCCUGUGAAUCUUUUGAAAUAUGCUGAGAGUUGCAUGUACUCUCCCGUCUACCGAAGUUUCCGGUAAAUGGUCAGAGGUUUUCAUCUUGAAGCUCGUUGUAUGUCGCUUGAUGCCUAAUGAAUAAGGUCAAGUAAAAAUAUGACUUCGGGUUGGGAAAUUUUAACUCGUACCAUUUAGUGUUUGAGAUAAUAAGAUGUUUGUAUGUUUAUGUUUUGCAAAAGCCCAAUAAUACAAAGUAGUGUAAAACUGUAAAUUACCUUUCCAUGUUAUCCCAUCUGAUUUUUCUCUUAG